Molecule: messenger RNA, 1372 nt
Organism: Terrapene triunguis (Three-toed box turtle)
Lineage: Eukaryota; Metazoa; Chordata; Testudines; Emydidae
Gene: RAD52
Product: RAD52 homolog, DNA repair protein
Exons: 11
Coding region: 1-1263 (420 amino acids)
Biological process (GO): double-strand break repair via single-strand annealing; double-strand break repair via homologous recombination; DNA recombinase assembly
Cellular component (GO): nucleus
Source: RefSeq, a predicted model, not a curated record
AUGUCUGAAAGUCAGGGGACAAACAGUGGAAGCCACAACAGCAAGAUUGGUUCCAACAGUGGUAGCUCUGCUGUGUGCUUUGGACAGAACCAGUAUACAGCAGAUGAAUACCAGGCCAUUCAGAAUGCCCUGCGUCAGAGGCUGGGUCCGGAGUACAUCAGCAGCCGGCAGGCUGGUGGAGGACAGAAGGUUUGUUAUAUUGAGGGUCACAGGGUCAUCAGUCUGGCCAAUGAAAUGUUUGGCUAUAAUGGCUGGGCUCAUUCGGUCACUCAGCAGAAUGUUGAUUUUGUUGAUCUCAACAAUGGCAAAUUCUAUGUGGGAGUUUGUGCAUUUGUGAAAGUCCAGCUCAAGGAUGGGUCGUACCAUGAAGAUGUGGGUUACGGAGUGAGUGAGGGCCUGAAAUCUAAGGCGUUGUCCCUAGAAAAGGCAAGGAAAGAAGCAGUGACGGAUGGACUGAAGAGGGCACUCAAGUGCUUUGGAAAUGCUCUGGGGAACUGCAUCCUGGACAAAGACUACCUGCGCUCAGUGAAUAAACUUCCUCGUCAGCUGCCUCCUGAGUUGGAUUUGGCCAAAGCAAAAAGGCAAGACUUUGAGCCUGCAAUAGAGAAGGCUAGAUACAGUAGCUGUCUGCAGAAGCAGAGUGCAGGGCAACCCCAGCACUGUGAGAGCCUGUCCCCACGCAAACCUGAACAGGAGGCAGCUUCCUUAAGCACAGCUGAGCAGGAGCAGCAAAACAGCUCCAGACAUAACAUCACCUUAGUCUGUGGGAGUGAUGCUACUUACCAGCGGAAGUUACGACAGAAGCAGCUUCAGCAGCAGUUCCGGGAGCAAAUGGAGAAAAAACAGCUGGCAGUAGCCAAUCCAGUCAGCAAACAGGCAGCAUCUCAUCCCUCACUGGUGAAACACAGCACUCCAGCAGCAGCACAACAGGAGCCAACCGCAGAAGAGGAGUUCUUUGCAGAUGACCCUGAGCUUUGGGACAUUCCCCUAGAGACCACUGCUCUCAGUGAUACCGAGAGCCACAAAAAAGGAGCUGUAGCAGCCCAGGCUCCUGCAACGCCUCUUGGACACUAUCACAUGAUGACUCGCAGCAGGACCCCUCAAACAAUGAACCCUAAGAAACCACAUGAGAGAGCUGCACAAUGGCAGGUGUCCCCUCGGCACAGGCCUUCCAGCCCCUCUUCCAGCCACGGUGCACCAGCAGAGUGCAGCCCAUACAGGAAGAGCCAAGGCAUGAAGAAAAGGAAACUGGAACCCUCCUAACAGACAGGACAGCACCUGAAACGUUAGUUUCCUCGUGAUUAUUUGAGCACUACAACCAUAUUUUCAGAAGCACAUCUCAAGAACCUGUUUAAACACAAGAAAAUCUAGU